Molecule: messenger RNA, 384 nt
Organism: Macrosiphum euphorbiae (potato aphid)
Lineage: Eukaryota; Metazoa; Arthropoda; Insecta; Hemiptera; Aphididae
Source: the annotation of a GenBank genome assembly
AUGGCGAGGCAAGCUACGGGUCCAAAUGAACACCCUAGUAAUAAGUGUUACUCAAGCAAACCAGAAGCUCAAUUUGUCAAUUUGAAAUCAAGAGGAGGUUUGACUUACCCAAAUGAUUUUAUUUUUGGAUUAUUGACUGCUGUAGAAAAAUCAUUUGUAACGCAUUGUGAAGAUAAUGAUGUUUUCUUGUUAACUCUUGAUGAUUUUUUCAAUAACAAUAAGUUAAUUAAUUUUCCUUGUAUUCAACAUAAGACAUACAUAUUAACAACUGUAAUAUCUAACUUCAUAAUCAUGCGGAUGAGACAAUAUUCGUUAAUAACAAAUAAGAAUACAACAAAGGUUAAUGCAAAAAAAAAAAAAUUAUCCAAACUUGUUCCUACUUAA